Messenger RNA from Danio rerio (zebrafish), 2292 nucleotides. Lineage: Eukaryota; Metazoa; Chordata; Actinopteri; Cypriniformes; Danionidae. The record is from RefSeq and is a predicted model, not a curated record.
ACCCAUCCUUGUUCACAUUACAUAAAAAAUAAAAGUAAUUGAAUUAACACAAGUUAACUAUGUUAUUUCUACAAAAAUGUAGUACUGUAGGCUUUACUUAAUAAGGGUUUGACUGGCCAACUUAACAUUGUGGAGUAAAUCGCAAAACCCUCCUAAGUUUGGACAUUUGCGGAUACCGUACCUGCUUACCUGGAGGCGGAGCAACGGAACUGAACGGAAGACAGACGAGAGCGCGAAGCACAUUGAGGAGAAGAUGGUGGCUUUGCCAGAGUGAUUGAUCAAACAGAGAAAAUGACUGAUCCAGCAAAGUUGAAAAUUGUUCUAGGAGACAGUGAUUCAUUUAAAUUGACGCUGCCAUCUGGAAUACCCAAUUCUAUUGCAGAUUUUAAAUCUGAGAUCAGGAAACAAUGUGGUGUCACAGGAGAUUUUAGACUGCAGUAUCUUGAUAUGGACUUUGAUGAUUUCUUAAAUCUUACCUCAACAGUGGAUCUCCAGGACAAAGGAACAGUUAAAGUCAUAGCACAAAGUGCAUAUGAUGCCUGUUCUCUUUCUUCUGCUGACACUGAUAUACGCUCCUCAACUUCCUCAUCACCAUCUUGCCUGCCAGUUUCUCCAGCAACAUCAGAUGUUGCUUCUGCCUCAACUUCUGAGCUGUCUUCGUCCACAAAGCUGAGAUGUGAAACCUGGCCAACUAACUUUCCGAUCCCUACGUUUCCUUAUGAGAUAGAGCUGGAACUGCAGAAAGCCCACGAAGAGUUCUUGAAUGACGGUACUUUACUUGACAUAGACUCAAAACCCAAACUAAAAUCAGAAAUUAUGAAAUCCUUGGCUGCAGAAGUAGUGAAAUACAAAGUGUACCCUAGGACUGAAGAAUACGAAGAGGUUGCGAAGGCGCUGAUUACAAAGCAUCCAUGUCUACAGGAAAAAGGAUCAGUUGGUGGGUUCUAUGGCUGGAAGAUCAGUCUACAGUGGAAGAUGGCAAACUAUCGGCGUACACUGCGAGCAGCUGGCUGUUCUGAAGUAAAGAUAAAUUCUUUAAAACACAAACAUGGUGAAACUACAAAUCCAAACCAAGUCAAAAAGCCAAAGAAGGCUGAAGUAAAUUUUUACCCUGAUUAUCCAGCUGGAGAGAACACACAAAGCCUAGAAGAAGAGCGACUGGCAUUGCUGUCUGAGUUUCAGAAAAGGGACAACCAUCAAAUUAUUAAAAACAAAAUGGAAAAAACUUUUAUCUACAGAAGACAUGAAUUGAUUGUAGAGAUGCCCUUCAUUGUUGACUUCAAAAGCAGAUGGCCAGCUCUGUUUUGUGAAAAUGAGAUUGCUGCGGAAUUCAGUCGAAUCACUACUGUCCCGCUACUUCAGACAUUUAUGUCAAAACUGGAUGGUUACACCAGCAAGCUGGCCAGCAUCUACCGUAAAAAAGGAGGAAUUGCAGGGCGUAAAAUUUGGAAACUGAUGGCUACUAUCGACGAGAAUGACACCAUCUCAACUCGGAGGGCUUGUAUUCUCAGAGCACUUUCUGUCUACCUUAAUGAAGACUAUGAAAACCUCAUGAAGGAGUAUACAGACACAGACUUUGAAAACUCAGAGAGAGACAUGGCCAAUACUGUCAUUGGAAUCUACAUCGUCAGACCUGAAGGUGCAGAAGCCUGUGACCCACCAUCAGAUGUUGGACUGAUUGUUGAGGGAGUGAAAGUACUUCAGAACCUUGGCGAUGUCACCAAGGCUUGUGCUCUUCUUUUGGGAGUCAUAUACAGCUUGAAUCUCAGUUAUCCUUCAGAAUUGAAAUACACUUUUGAGUUUUUCCAGAAAGUCUUGCUGGGACUUGAUGCACAUAAACUGUCACACAAAAUACAAGUUCUCAAGAACAAACUUGUUGGCUGAAUCAGUACAUCAGUCUGGACAAAUGAAAGAAAUGGAGGAAGAAGAUUUUUUUUGUGUUAUUUGAUUUGUUUCUGCUUUUAAAAUAAGGGGACAGUUUUAAUGUUAUCUUUGUUGAUGGCGCCAAAAUUUUAAAUGAAGUUCUGCAACUUUAAAUGGUUUAAUUGUUUGGUUAUUUACAAAGAUUAGAGGUCAGUUUUAAUCUUCUCUACCAAUGGUUUAAACGAUUUCAGUUAUCAAAAAUUGAGCACUGUAGCAGUUUAUGACAUGCUGCCUGUCUUAAACUUUUAUUUUCUUUUUCUAAGUAAAAUUUAUUACACUUUGAAGGCAGUUGCACAUUUUAAAAUAACAUUUUGGUCAAUGGUAAUCUAGUUAGUAAAGUAGUAGUCAUUGUUUUUUUUUUGUUUUGUU